ACACAGCUUCUUCUGCCCGCUCUGAUAAUUGUAUCCUAAAUCACACUGAAUCUUGGAUUCAAAGACUUGAGGGAUGGAAGGUUUCUUCAGGAUGAUUCUUUUGCUUUUUUGCUUUAUCUUGAUAGUGAGGGUUACAGAGCUCCAUGCUGCCAGAGAUGAAUGCCAACCCACAAAAUGCAAUCACGUUACCAUCCGAUUCCCAUUCCGACUUAAGGGGCAGCAACAACCGGAAAACUGCAGCUAUCCUGGAUUCGAACUAUCCUGCAUGGAUAAAAAGCAAACUGUGCUAGAGCUGUCGCGAAAUGUGAAGUUCUUCGUGAAGCAUAUAGAUUACAGAGCACAGUGGAUUCAGUUAUACGAUCCCCAGGGAUGCCUCGCGCGGCAGCUUCCCAAUGAUUUAUCUGCAUCUCCCUUCCAGGAGGACAACAGAUACACAAUCGGCCUUAACAUCAAUAUUCCUCAAAAAUACACUAUUUUCAAUUGUUCAGGCGAAGCACAAAUGACAGAAAGAGAUGAAUACGGCGCUAUUCCUUGCCUAAGCAUCCAAGGAUUCCAAGUUCUAGCUCUUCCUUCCGAUUCUAGUGAAGUUGUUAAUUUGUUAAAUUGCACCAGAACGUUAUUAAACCUUUCGGUAACACAAACAUUUGAAGAUAUGUUGUAUGACCGGACAAAGGAUGUUUAUUUGAGUUGGGACGAACCAUACUGCAGAAGAUGUGAAGUGGAAGGCAGGAAAUGCAGACUGAAGAAAAAUAAUAGUACUACAGAGGAUGAGACAGAGUGUUAUGGUCCAUCCAAGAAAGAAAGAAAGAAAGAAAGAGAUAGACCGAAACAACUGAUGGCUACAGGAAUAAUCCUAGGUUCCUGUCUUCUUGGAAUAAUUCUCUUUGCACUUUACCGCGUCCACCAUUCAUAUAAAGCAGAGAAAGAGGGCCAACUCAAGAUUGAAAAUUUUUUGGAGGAUUACAAAGCUCUCAAACCCUCAAGAUAUUCUUAUGUUGAUAUCAAGAGAAUAACAGAUCAGUUCAAGGACAAACUUGGAGAAGGGGCCUAUGGAACAGUUUUCAAAGGGAGACUUUCCAAUGAUGUUUUUUAAUUUAUAUUUUUAAGUACAAAUUAUGACCAUUAAAUAAGUUAUCAUCAACAAUUUGUUGAUUCGAAUAGAAAAAACUCGAUUUUGGUUAAAUAAAAUCUUAAAUUUGAA
Messenger RNA from Rubroshorea leprosula, 1201 nucleotides. The record is from the annotation of a GenBank genome assembly. NCBI's taxonomy places the organism in Eukaryota, Viridiplantae, Streptophyta, Magnoliopsida, Malvales, Dipterocarpaceae.